Molecule: messenger RNA, 1527 nt
Organism: Humulus lupulus (European hop)
Lineage: Eukaryota; Viridiplantae; Streptophyta; Magnoliopsida; Rosales; Cannabaceae
Product: methylsterol monooxygenase 2-2
Exons: 7
Coding region: 510-1070 (186 amino acids)
Biological process (GO): 4-alpha-methyl-delta7-sterol oxidation; sterol biosynthetic process
Molecular function (GO): C-4 methylsterol oxidase activity; iron ion binding
Source: RefSeq, a predicted model, not a curated record
UAACUGUUUUUCCUAUGCAGAAAAAAGCUAGAAUUGAAUUUCCUCAUCAAACAAAAAGACUACGAAAUUGUCAGAAAUUUUCUAUGUAGUAAUGGCUGCAAUUGUUACGACUUUUUGCAUAUAUGAUUUACUAUGUCUGGAUCGCAUGACCUUGAGCCUAAGCUUAGGCAUCUCUCACCAUACUGUUUAUUUCGAGAACUGUUAUAUUCCUCUUGAUUAUUUGCUCAAUUUAUAUUGAAGUUGCUGACCUUUUUGUUCAUUUGAUGGAUACAUGGUAUUGGUAUGUCUAGUAUCUUAUCACAAAUUUCAGUGACUUUCAACUGGCAUGUCUUGGAAGCUUUUUCCUCCAUGAGAGUGUUUUCUUCUUAUCCGGGCUUCCCUUUAUAUAUCUUGAGAGAGCAGGAUGGCUUAGCAAGUACAAGAUUCAGACAAAAAAUAACAGCCCUGCAGCUCAGGAGAAAUGUAUAACACGCCUGUUGUUGUAUCACUUUGGUGUCAACCUACCAGUUAUGAUUUUCUCAUAUCCUGUCUUCAGCUACAUGGGCAUGAGAAGUAGUCUUCCUCUGCCGUCCUGGAAAGUAAUUUUGACACAGAUAAUUUUCUACUUCAUCUUAGAGGAUUUUGUAUUUUACUGGGGACAUAGGGUUCUCCAUACAAAAUGGUUGUACAAACAUGUGCACAGUGUCCAUCAUGAAUAUGCAACACCUUUUGGACUGACAUCUGAAUAUGCUCACCCUGCUGAGAUAUUGUUCCUUGGCUUUGCGACUAUAGUUGGUCCUGCCAUCACCGGACCCCAUCUAAUAACACUUUGGUUGUGGAUGGUAGUAAGAGUAUUGGAGACAGUUGAGGCACAUUGUGGGUACCAUUUUCCAUGGAGCCUUUCAAACUUCCUUCCUUUGUAUGGCGGUGCUGAUUUCCAUGACUAUCAUCAUCGCUUACUUUAUACUAAGUCAGGCAACUACUCAUCAACCUUUACUUACAUGGACUGGAUAUUUGGCACUGACAAGGGCUACAGAAAGUUGAAAGAGCUGAAAAAAAUUGGAGCUGAAGAAGACAGCAAGGAGUACUAAGCAAAAACGAACCAUAUCAUAAUUUUUCAGAACUAGCUGCACUUCAAGAAAUGAGUUGCUUGGAUUUGAAUGAGUUCUGCCAGUGUCUCCAUCUCGCCUCAAUCUCAUCUUUGUGUGCAACCCACAACCCUUUUUGUGUUUAGUUGAUUUUUCUUUAGAGCGUUCACUAGUACUAGUGUGGACUAGGUGAAAAGCGAUCAAUGGACACUUUUUUCCUUCCUAUUCCUUGGUGAAUGAAGUAGCUACACUUUUUAUUCUUUUGCCCUCUAUUUUUAUUUUUAAUUUCUUUUCCCCGUUUUUUCUCUACUUCUUAAUGCUGCCCAACCCAUUUGAGUUUGAUUAGAUUUUUAUUUUAUUUUUUAAUUCUGUUCCCAGAAUUGGGGCAUAGUUUUAUAUUCUGAUGCAUUGUUAUUAUUAUGGAAGGUCAUUUCUUAAGCUUUGUUUAAGAUACUUUUAA